Cetraspora pellucida is the source of this 209-nucleotide messenger RNA. NCBI's taxonomy places the organism in Eukaryota, Fungi, Glomeromycota, Glomeromycetes, Diversisporales, Gigasporaceae. The record is from the annotation of a GenBank genome assembly.
AUGACAAAUAUUGCAGAAACAGUUUUUAAAAAAUUUGAAAAAGAAAUAUUAACAGAAGAAGAAGAUACAGAAUUGCCUAAUCUUACCAAAGAUCUUUAUUUCAACAAACUAGAUUUAAAUUUAAAUGUUUCAAAUUUUAUUGAUCUUUAUUCUUCAGUUUUUAUAAAUUCUGAAAGUUGUUAUGAAAAUCAAGAGUCUAAUGAAAUUAA